AUGAAAAAUAUCUAUCUCAAUCUUUUCAUAUCUAUCUAUCUAUCUAUCUAUCUAUCUCUAUCUAUCUAUCUAUCUAUCUCAGUCUUUGCAUAUCUGUCUGUCUAUCUAUUUAAGAGAUUAACAUUUUGGAACUUUUAUAUCUAUCUAUCUAUCUAUCUAUCUAUCUAUCUAUCUAUCUAUCUAUCUCUCAAUCUUUUCAUUAUCUAUCUAUCUAUCUAUCUAUCUCAGUCUGUCCAUAUCUGUCUUGUCUAUUUAAGUCUGCUCAUUAUCUAUCUAUCUAUCUAUCUAUCUAUCUAUCUAAAACAUGAUACAAUGAAGGAGAUAAACGUUUUGGAACUUUUAUGCCUAUCUAUCUAUCUAUCUAUCUAUCUAUCUAUCUCAGUCUGUCUAUAUCUGUCUGUCUAUCUAUUUAAGUCUGUUUAUAUCUAUCUAUCUAUCUAUCUAUCUAUCUAUCUAAAACAUGAUACAAGAAAAGAGAUAAACGUUUUGGAACUUUUAAGAACUUUUAUGUCCAUCUAUCUUCUAUCUAUCUAUCUAUCUAUCUAUCUAUCAUCUAUCUAUCUAUCUAUCUAUCUAUCUCAUCUAUCUGUCUAUCUAUAUCUAUCUGUCUAUCUAUUUAUCUUUUUAUCUGUUUAUCUAUCUAUCUAUCUAUCUAUCUAUCUAUCUAUCUAUCUAUCUAUCUAA
This is a messenger RNA of Acanthosepion pharaonis, 684 nucleotides long. Lineage: Eukaryota; Metazoa; Mollusca; Cephalopoda; Sepiida; Sepiidae. The record is from the annotation of a GenBank genome assembly.